UCCAGAUCAUUUUCACAAGUUUGAUCAAUAAAUUAAACUCACAGUCGUUGCCCUACAAAAUUAUUCUAGUAGAGUGUUUGAAAAUUGUUCGAAAUGCAUUUCAAAAGUUUGUUUUGGCUAAAAAAGAAAGAAAAGGGAGAUAAAAUGUUCCCAAUUGCUGUCGAUGAAAGAGAUCCAGAAAAACGAAAACAACCAGUGUUGGGAUCUGCUGUCAGAAAAUGCAAGAGUAUAAGUAACGAACUGUGUUACAACGCUGGAUAUCGAAGUUACGAAAAGAAUCCAAAUGUAGGUGAUAUCCCAGAGGAUAUGAUAUCCCCACCACCAUCGCCAUCUCCGCCAAAAUCGCCGAAGAAACAGCCCAAGAGGAGGGAAUCCAUGUUCGAGUACAAGUCAGAGGCGGCCCGCAAAGUGGAGCAGAUAGCCCGGAUAAGGGACCAGCGGCGUCAGAAGCAGGCCGACGAGAGGGCGCUGCGCGAGCAGAUCAUCCAGUGCGAGCAGAACCACCCGUACUGGGAGUUCGAGCAGAUGAUACACGAGUUCAAGAGCGGCAAGGAGUUCCACCCCCUCAGGGAGACGGACCCCGUGGUGGAGAACCAGAUCACGGUGUGCGUGAGGAAGAGGCCCCUGAACGACAAGGAGCGCCACAAGAAGGAGAUAGACGUGAUGAGCGUGCCGACCAAGAACCAGCUCAUCGUACACGAGCCCAAGCACAAGGUGGACCUGACCAAGUACCUGGACAAUCAGAUGUUUCGCUUCGAUUACGUGUUCGAUGAGGCCUGCACCAACGACAUCGUCUACAAGUUCACCGCGAAGCCGCUGGUGAAGACCAUCUUCGAGGGAGGGAUGGCCACUUGCUUCGCCUACGGUCAGACUGGUUCUGGCAAGACCCACACCAUGGGAGGAGAAUUUCGAGGCAAGCAACAAAAUUUCAAAAAUGGCAUUUACGGUCUAGUGGCUAUCGAUGUUUUCAGCUACAUAAACCAUCCGAAAUACUCCAGAGAGGACUACAUGGUUUCUGCCAGCUUCUUCGAAAUCUACGGAAAACUGGUAUUCGACCUGUUGGCGAAGAAGAAACGUCUGCGGGUACUGGAAGAUGGCAAGCAACAGGUGCAGGUUGUGGGUCUAACAGAGAGGGUAGUCUCCAAUGUAGACGAUGUGAUCGAACAAAUCCAAAAGGGCAGCUUGGAGAGAACCUCUGGGAUGACUUCGGCAAACGCGAACUCCUCUAGGUCACAUGCUGUAUUCCAGAUAAUAAUAAGGAAGAACGGCGCCAGAAAUAUCACUGGUAAAUUUUCCCUGAUAGAUUUGGCAGGUAAUGAAAGGGGUGCAGAUACCUUCAAUUCGGACAGACAGACGAGACUGGAAGGUGCCGACAUCAACAAGUCCUUGCUGGCUUUAAAAGAAUGCAUAAGAGCUCUUGGCAAAAAAGGUUCUCACUGUCCAUUCCGAGGAAGCAAGCUGACCCAAGUCUUAAGGGAUUCGUUCAUAGGGGAAAAGUCUAGAACGUGCAUGAUAGCUUUGAUUUCACCAGGCGUCGCUUCGGUAGAACAUUCCCUAAACACCCUCAGAUACGCUGACAGAGUGAAAGAACUGGUUGCAAGCGAAGAAUAUGUAGACGAUAGUUACUACGCUCAAGGAGAAGAUUUGGAAGAUAUGGAGGAAGAAAAUGAAGAAGAGGAAGAGGAGGAGGAAGAAAGCUCCAAGGGUCUAAUGGAUGAAAUAAGUGCAUUGGAAAAUAACGUGUUAGAAAACAAUCGUCUAGUUAUCGAAAGCUGUGCUCACUUUCACCAAAUGGCCUGUCAGCUUUACAAUGACAGACAGGAUAAUAGACAGACAACGCAAACGUACGCUGGAAACUGGAUGAGGUUACUGAAGGAAAUGAUUGAUAUUCAAAGAGCCGCGUUUUUAGAGGCACAGAAAUUUUGUGAAGUUCUGGAAGAAAAUUGUAUUUCUUAAAACCUGAAUCUUCACUUCACAGAUCAAAUAUUCAAUAAAUUAAAGGGUAUUCUUUCAUGAUUUGAAAUGUUGCCUGUAUCUGCUCUAUUUAUACUAUUGUGAUAUCACAGAGAAUACCCGAAGAAGUUAUUUUAUUCCUACAGAAAUCGUCCUUCAGUCCUUCAAAACAAAUUGGGUAACUAUUCAAAGUUGGGUGAUAAAUUUUUCUAUAAAUUUAUGGGUGAUCUCUUGCUCUAAUUGUGGUUAUUUAAUUAAAUACUUAUAUAAUGAA
This is a messenger RNA of Harmonia axyridis, 2227 nucleotides long. RefSeq names its product kinesin-like protein Klp10A. Bases 94 to 1956 code for a protein of 620 amino acids. Gene Ontology annotation, biological process: microtubule-based movement. The record is from RefSeq and is a predicted model, not a curated record. The transcript is spliced from 4 exons. Lineage: Eukaryota; Metazoa; Arthropoda; Insecta; Coleoptera; Coccinellidae. Gene Ontology annotation, molecular function: microtubule motor activity; ATP binding; microtubule binding.